Paramecium tetraurelia is the source of this 1183-nucleotide messenger RNA. RefSeq lists its product as uncharacterized. The transcript has 2 exons. Gene Ontology annotation, molecular function: polynucleotide 5'-phosphatase activity. Lineage: Eukaryota; Ciliophora; Oligohymenophorea; Peniculida; Parameciidae. The record is from RefSeq and is a predicted model, not a curated record.
AUGAAUUAAACUAAUUAUGAUAUAUUAUCAUACUUAAACCAAAGAGAUCCGGCCAUCAGAAAUCAGCUCAUUCCUAUUAGAGUGGAUUAUGAUGAAUAUCAAGAGCAAAUCAUCAGAUAUUUCAGAAGCAUAUUUGAAUAGACAGCAAAUCUCACUUCAGAUUAGCAAUUGGAGAUUGAAAUUAAGCUGGGCACUUUUCUAGCGAAAGAAGCAUCCGGUUAAUGCAUGAUUGAUUCCUUCAAAUUUGCAUCCAAAUGCCAUCAUUUAUUGAUAACACAAUAAGCGCAAUAUUACACAUUUCAACCCAAUUUCGUACUUUAUCCUUGGACGAAAUUUGAUGUAAAUUCUUUGUCAUCGAGCUUUAUAAACCUCACUUAAUACUUUAGAAAUUUAGAAAAAAAUGAUGAGAUCUCUAAAAGAAUUUAUAGUAUGUAUAUUGAUCCAGAGAAAUGUCUUCCCUCAUUGAAAUAGUAAUAUGGUUUACGAUUGGAUUUGCUUUUGUAAAAUGGUCAAAGGGUUUCUGUGUAUUAGAAUGGCAAGAAGGCUAUAAUUCAGAAAAAAAGACUCGAAAAUUUAGACAUAAUGAAAGAUCACAUUCAAUAUAGACUGUCUUCAAAUAUUGAAAAUAAUUUCAAUGUGCCAUAAGAGUUUGAUGACUUUAUUGACAGAAACAAAUUUAGAUCUAUCAGAUUUAAAUAAUAUUAAAUAAUCCAAUAUCAAUUUCUAGAGAUAAGUCUUAGUAGAGUCUUGACUGUAGAUAUUUAGAAUUUUUCUCAACUCAAGAGUUAAUUUAAGGUUGGUGGCCAAAUACAAUGGAAUAAACUAUUGCACAAUCUUCUAUUUACACUUUACGAUGUGAAUCCAGAACUUAAAUACCCUACGAUGAAGGACAACAUAAUAAAUAAUGUGAGGAGAUGCGAGAUCGAGUUUGAGAUUCAUGAUACGAAUUUCUUCAAACAAAACUUAUCUGCUUUUGCUAGAAUGUAAAGAAACGUGGAUUCCUUUUUCUAUUGCGAUACUCUCUCACACGACAUUCUAUAUAAUCAAAUAUCAAAAAUACAUCCAGAAGCGGAUAGAAAAAAACACUGCGCACCAGUAAUUGGAAACUAUCUUCAGACAGUUUAUAGAGUUGCCAACAAAUAUGUGUGAUAUUAUACAAUUAUAAAAUAAUGAUUCAAAGAAA